AACAAAGAUUUUAUGAAUUAAAACAAAUUAAGAACAACAUUACAUAAUUGGUUUCAAUAUCGUAUUUAUUGUUCUCACAUUAUUUUCUUUGUCCCUGUCGCAUAGUUUGUUCGGUAUCGAUGCGACCUUGUACCAAAGUUCAAAUGAUCUAAAGGCUAUUUUUAUAAUAUAUCGGUGGCCUUGUAAAUCAAUAUUAAGCUUCGUACUUGCAAUAAACAUUACAAUCUAACAGAUUAUAAUUUCUCGCACGGAUUAAGAAAACAAAGAAAAGUGUCCAUCAUCGACAGUUAUAUGAAAUUUUAUUUCUGAUAUAUAAUAGUUAACUAAAUUUAUGGAACGUUGUAUUCGAUACAUUAAAUAGGUACGAUUCAAGACAUUCAAGAAGCAUGUAAUAAGAUGAUUACCCAACUAACUGGCUUCCUACAGUCGUUGAACCAAAACCACACCUCGCUUGUGAAAGUACGGCAAAGAGAAAGUGAGGAUCACGUUAGAACAUGAAACGUCCAUACUCGAUACACAGCCGCCAACCAGUCGGAGCACAGAAACUUUCUUUAACCCACUUUCAUAAUCUCGCCUCUCGCUAUUCAGUGUGUAGUGUCUGGUGUUUGUGAGUGGUAUGUGCCCUACCAUCGGGAACAGAGUGUAAUCCCGGCCGUGGUGGUGGUUGAGUGACGUGGGGGAAUCGAAUGACUCAGUGGGACAGUGAUUUUUUCUUUUUUUUCUCCCGCCACGGCGGAAAAGUAUUCUGAAUAUGUGCGAUAUGCAGAAAAUGCCAACAAGAGACGAUGCGUCUUGCGACGAGGACUCGGAUAUGAAUUUCACUACAUUCUCGGCUGUGGGUGCAACGGGAACACAUUUUGUCACAGCGGGUGGACAGUUGCCGGUCACUAAAUUACAACAGAAUGUCUCCAAUAACGGCACACCCCUGUCUCAGGUGGUGGGAAUGGUGAGCGGAGUGAAUAUGAGUGAAGGUGUGCAGUAUGUACGAGCGAUUGAUUCAUCGUCUCUCCAGGUGGGGCCUCAACUUAUAUCAGUGCCAAUUGCCUUACCUGGAACAAAACCCGGUGACCCCCAGCCCACAGUGCAGAUUCAGGUCCUAAGUCCAAAUCUAACGCUGCAACAGCAACAACCAAAAUAUCAGAUGCAAAUACCAAUUCAAGGAUUUCAACAAGGUGGAGCGGUACUCACAGUGGCGUACUCGCCGGAUGGGAACGAAUCUGGUGGGAUACAACUCAUAGGAAACACAUUACCAGAAGGUCUACAAGUGCUGGCGUUGCCUCAGGAGAUGCAAUUGAUACAACAGGAAAAUAAGGAACAAGUACAGCAAAACAUACAACAUCAGGUGUUCAUAACGCCCAACAACCAGAUCGUGAUCAACGGCCCCGACAAGUCCGUGAACAACAACAACGACGGUGACGUCACCAACAUCGUCAUCAAGGAGGAGUGUAAUGACGACAACAACGAUGACAGUUCCCAAGGCACGGACACAGAUGGCGUCCCCUGGCAUAUCGGUCAACCGUCGCAGGCUCUCGUUAAAUACCUCAACACUCUCGCGCCACAGCAAACGCAAGCGUUGCCGGUGUCCUUACAGCAGUUCCUGAGACUGAACCCCACCGAGACUAAGAAGGUUGAGGCUGAGGACAUUGACAUGACCCCAGAGGAAGAUAAGAAAGAGGUGAUCACUGAAGCCGUCUUAGAAGAAGAUGGUACUUUACGAGUUCAGACAAAGAAGAAGAAGAAAUACAAGAAGAAAGCAGCUAAGCCGGCGCGGCCGAAGCCGGGGCAGGUGAUUAUAGCGACCGCUGCCGACGGUACGCCCGUGUACUGCUGCCCGCAGUGUGACAUGGCCUACCCCGAGAAAGAUCAGUUGGAGAUGCAUCUCUCCGUACACAAGAUCGAGAGACGAUUCAUAUGCGGAAUAUGCGGGGCUGGGCUCAAACGUAAGGAGCACCUUGAGAGACACAAGCUGGGUCAUAACCCAGAGCGGCCGUACGUGUGCGGCGCCUGCGGGAAGGGCUUCAAGAGACGGGAACAUCUCAACCUGCACGCUGUCAUACACUCGGGCGUCAAGACGGAGAUGUGCGGGGAGUGUGGGAAAGGAUUCUAUCGCAAGGAUCAUCUCCGUAAGCACACACGUUCACACGAGAGCAAGAGAGCGAGGGACGAGGCGAACAACGACUGUAUGGAGACCAAGACUGGCAACACCAACGCUAACGUUAACAUCACAAACACCAACACCAUCAUGCCGGAGAUUACGAUACACGUGCCGACAAGUUCUAAUAUGCAGGUCCCCGUUCAGAUCAACAUCCCUCAGCACGUGAUGUCGUCUCUGGUGGGACAGACGCACACACACACGCACACCAACACACACACGCACAUGCACGCCCACGACGAGGCGGGGGAUGCGCACGCGCAGCUCGACGCGCUCCUCGCGCAACACACGUGACACGGACGCACACAGACCUCGGCGAGACGUCGCGUCUAGCGUGGAAUGUUCCGACAACGCUUCCAUUAACUGAAAAUUGGUUGUAAAUUUGAUGUGUAACUACAGCGGACGGCGUCUACACGCUUUCUGAUAGUGCUUGUAGGUGUAAAGGAUAAGAGCUUUAUGAACAAAAUGUAUUUUGAAGCUUGCUCGAAAUUAAAUAAAAUUAAUGGAACACACACACACACACACACAUAUAUAUAUAUAACU
Messenger RNA from Danaus plexippus (monarch butterfly), 2695 nucleotides. RefSeq names its product zinc finger and SCAN domain-containing protein 31-like. Bases 752 to 2446 code for a protein of 564 amino acids. The record is from RefSeq and is a predicted model, not a curated record. The transcript is spliced from 14 exons. Lineage: Eukaryota; Metazoa; Arthropoda; Insecta; Lepidoptera; Nymphalidae. Gene Ontology annotation, biological process: regulation of transcription by RNA polymerase II. Gene Ontology annotation, molecular function: RNA polymerase II cis-regulatory region sequence-specific DNA binding; DNA-binding transcription factor activity.